UCAGCAGCUGCUGCGGGACGAGUGGCCACCAGGUUGCCCCUCUUCCGUCCAGAAAGAUUUGAGUUAGACAAGCAGAAGCACACGCCUCCCUACCUCAUGGCUACAGAAAAUGGAGCAGUUGAGCUGGGAAUCCAGAGCCUGUCAACAGAACAGACCCCUACAGGUAUUACAGGUGAUGGUUCUCCAGUUUCAGAAAAAGAUCCCAGGCCUCCAGUCACAGAGAAAGAUCCUGGUGCCCUGGACCCAAAGAAAGAUACAGAUCCAUCCUCUCUGAAGAAAGAUGCCAAAGCUUCUGCCCCAGAGAGAGAGGGGGCCCCAACCCUAACCUCAACCAACAGCCAGGGCACCUCAGGAGAGGAUGACAGGGGUGGAGGGCCAGCUGAGAGCAGUGCAGGGCCUCCAGCAGCUCUGCCGCAGCCAACCACCACGGCUGAGGCCAGCAUUCAGAAGCCAGAUGCCCAGAAGACACCUGCAGGCAGCCAGGUGUCCCCGGAGCCCAUGGUGGGCAAGAAGUCAGCAGAAGCCCACGAAGCAGGACGGAGGGGCUCACCAGCCUUUCUGCACAGCCCUAGCUGCCCUGCCAUUAUCUCAUGCUCUGAGAAGACAUUGGCCACGAAGCCCCUAAGUGAUGCAACAGAACUCAUCUUUGAAGGGAUGCCCGUGACAUGCAGCCCCCCAGAUCCUGGGCCAUCCAAGGCAGAAGGAGGGACAAAAAACCUGGCGGGGAACCAGAAGGAAGCAACAGAGAAAGCCCCAGGCCAAGCUGGCCAGGCUAAGGUGCAAGGGGACACCUCACAGGGGAUCAAGUUCCAAGCGGUUCCAUCAGAGAGCGUGGAGGUGGGGCAGGCCCUCUGUCUCACAGCCAAGGAGGAAGACUGCUUCCAGAUUCUGGAUGAUUGUCCGCCACCCCCGGCCCCCUUCCCGCACCGGAUCGUGGAGCUGAGGACUGGAAAUGUCAACAGUGAAUUCAGCAUGAACUCCAAGGAGGCACUGGGAGGAGGCAAGUUUGGAGCUGUGUGUACCUGUACAGAGAAAGCCACAGGCCUCAAGCUGGCAGCCAAGGUCAUCAAGAAACAAACUCCCAAGGACAAGGAAAUGGUGAUGCUGGAAAUUGAGGUCAUGAACCAGCUGAACCAUCGCAACCUGAUCCAGCUGUAUUCAGCCAUUGAGACCUCACACGAGAUCAUCCUGUUCAUGGAAUACAUCGAGGGCGGCGAGCUUUUUGAGAGGAUCGUGGAUGAGGACUAUCAUCUGACCGAGGUAGACACUAUGGUGUUCGUCAGGCAGAUCUGCGAUGGGAUACUCUUCAUGCACAAGAUGAGGGUCCUGCACCUGGACCUCAAGCCAGAGAACAUCCUGUGUGUGAAUACCACAGGCCACUUGGUGAAGAUCAUUGACUUCGGCCUGGCACGGAGGUAUAACCCUAAUGAGAAGCUGAAGGUGAAUUUUGGGACCCCGGAGUUCCUGUCACCUGAGGUGGUGAAUUAUGAUCAGAUCUCCGACAAGACAGACAUGUGGAGCCUGGGGGUCAUCACCUACAUGCUGCUGAGUGGCCUCUCCCCGUUCCUGGGCGAUGAUGACACUGAGACUCUAAACAAUGUCCUGUCUGCCAACUGGUACUUUGAUGAGGAGACCUUCGAAGCUGUGUCGGAUGAAGCCAAAGACUUUGUCUCCAAUCUCAUCACAAAGGACCAGGGUGCACGGAUGAGUGCUGAGCAGUGUCUCGCCCACCCCUGGCUCAACAACCUGGCAGAGAAAGCCAAGCGCUGCAACCGCCGCCUCAAGUCCCAAAUCCUGCUUAAGAAAUACCUCAUGAAGAGGCGCUGGAAGAAAAACUUCAUUGCUGUCAGCGCAGCUAAUCGCUUCAAGAAGAUCAGCAGUUCAGGGGCACUGAUGGCUCUGGGAAUCUGAGCCCUGGGAGCAGCUGAGCCUGGACGCAGCAGCACCGUGCCCAGGGCUGAAGUCACACAGCUCAGAAGGCCAGAGAAAGCGGGCCAGAUCUGGGCAGGCUGACCAGGACAAGGCUGCACCAGGCUGGGAGGCUCGGGGCUCCCCACGCCCCUACUCAAUGCUGCUUCCCCGAUGUGAGCUCGGAGUGUGGCCUGGAAUUCAUCCUGCUACUGCCUCCCUAGACAGGGCGGUGGCCCAGCACCACCCAGACUCCAAGGAUGUCCAGGCCACUCCCUGUUCCCUCCCUCGCUCCCCCUCUCCAUUUGAACUGCUGCCCUGGUGGCCCCUGCUUUGCCCCACCUGGGGUACCCUUGCCUGGUGUGGGAUGGCUGGGGGUCCAGCAGGUGGGCUGCUGUGGUGGUGGACUGGAAGCUCCUGGUGGUGCAGGAAUGCAGCCCAGCUGCCAGGGGAGACAGAGCAAGCUUUGUGUGAGAGGACCUCUGUGCCCCACCUCAUACUCCUGACAGAUAUGGCCUUUUACACACCAUCUGGCUGCCUGGCCCCACGCACUGUCUUUGUGACCACCAACACACAGGAAGUCUGUGAGAAAGGACCAGCCCAGGCCUGGGGUGGUAGUGGUGGGGAGAGGCCUGGGGACAUGAGGCUAUCCCUGAGCUUACCUGAGGGACCUAGCUACUAUAGACCCAUCCCAGGGGCAUCCACAAUCCCGGAUAAUGGGAUGAGCAGGCCCGGGAAAAAUAUGAAGGCCAUUGGGCAGCCCCAACCUGCUUUCAGCUUGUGCCUUGUAAAUAAAUGUACAGGUUGGAGGCAGCCUCCUUCCCUCUGCAUGUACACACACUUGUGUGAGAUCACA
Molecule: messenger RNA, 2764 nt
Organism: Nannospalax galili (Upper Galilee mountains blind mole rat)
Lineage: Eukaryota; Metazoa; Chordata; Mammalia; Rodentia; Spalacidae
Gene: Mylk2
Product: myosin light chain kinase 2
Exons: 13
Coding region: 97-1911 (604 amino acids)
Biological process (GO): protein phosphorylation; intracellular signal transduction; positive regulation of apoptotic process
Cellular component (GO): cytoplasm; nucleus
Molecular function (GO): myosin light chain kinase activity; ATP binding
Source: RefSeq, a predicted model, not a curated record